AUGAUGGAGAGUGAAUAUCAAUUUAAUUAUGAUAAAAUCAAACAAAUUUUUGAAAGUGUACCACAGACAAAUCCAGCGACAAAAAGUUCUCGAACUAUUUCAUAUAAAACUCAUUUUCAGCCCCGAACAAAACUGCCAGAUACUACACAUUCAAAUAUAUGUCCAUUGAUAAGUAAUAAUAUCAGUCAAAUACCAUCAACAAUUUUAGUUCAAAUGCAAUAUUUUCAUGUUUAUCAAAUGGUACCUAUUCAACCAUGUUUUUUACAAAUUCCACAAAAUUUUAUAGAUAGAAGAUAA
This is a messenger RNA of Adineta steineri, 297 nucleotides long. Lineage: Eukaryota; Metazoa; Rotifera; Eurotatoria; Adinetida; Adinetidae. The record is from the annotation of a GenBank genome assembly.